This is a messenger RNA of Trematomus bernacchii (emerald rockcod), 3648 nucleotides long. It is a transcript of the gene dpysl2b, whose product is annotated as dihydropyrimidinase like 2b. Gene Ontology annotation, cellular component: cytoplasm; cytosol. Lineage: Eukaryota; Metazoa; Chordata; Actinopteri; Perciformes; Nototheniidae. Gene Ontology annotation, molecular function: hydrolase activity, acting on carbon-nitrogen (but not peptide) bonds, in cyclic amides. The record is from RefSeq and is a predicted model, not a curated record.
CCUGCGCUUGCAAUCCGGCAAAAGGCGGUGGCUGUUCAGCUGAGAAAAAAAAAAGGAAAAGCUGAGCAUCUGAGCAGAUUUACUCCCCCACAGAAACCUCACCGCCGUCCCCUGCCUCACUUGCUAGACUUGCAAUGUCCACCGCCGGGGAAGUACCAGCGUUUUUUAAGGGCAUGGGCUCUGACAGCCCCGCCAGGCCCAGGCAGAAAUUCUGUGGCAUGUUCUGCCCGGUGGAGGGCUCCGCGGACAGCAAGACGCUGGACUUUGACGCGCUCCAGGCGGGCAGGGAGAGGAGUGACGGGCGGGUGAUCGACCGGCAGACCGACAUCUCCCAGCCCAGGAAGGUGGAGAUAAGGGAGAGCACGGGGAAAGAAUACCUGCAGAACCUGGAUGAUAAAAAGAGUGAUCGUCUCCUGAUCAAAGGAGGGAAGAUCGUGAACGAUGACCAGUCCUUCUGUGCUGACAUCUACAUGGAGGAUGGAGUCAUCAAACAAAUUGGGGAAAACCUCAUUGUGCCCGGCGGGGUGAAAACCAUCGAUGCCCACGGCCGCAUGUUGAUGCCGGGCGGCAUCGAUGUGCACACGCGCUUCCAGAUGCCGGAUCGAGGCAUGGUGUCAGCCGAUGACUUCUACCAGGGGACCAAGGCUGCUCUGGCCGGAGGAACCACCAUGAUCAUUGACCACGUGCUUCCUGAGACCGGCGUCAGCCUCCUCUCGGCCUUCGAGCAGUGGCGCGAAUGGGCCGACAGCAAGUCCUGCUGCGACUACUCGCUGCACGUCGAUAUCACCGAGUGGCACAAGGGCAUCCAGGAGGACAUGGAGACGCUCGUGAAGGACCACGGUGUCAACUCUUUUCUGGUCUACCUGGCUUAUAAGGACGUUUUCCAGCUAUCUGACUCUCAGGUGUACGAGGUGUUCAGUGUGAUCCGAGAUCUGGGAGCCAUCGCCCAGGUGCACGCUGAGAAUGGAGACAUUGUAGCUGAGGAGCAGCAGAAGAUCCUGGAGCAGGGGAUCACUGGGCCUGAGGGACACGUGCUGAGCCGCCCUGAGGAGGUGGAGGCGGAGGCUGUGAACCGCUCUGUGACGGUGGCCAAUCAGACCAACUGCCCUCUCUACAUUACCAAGGUGAUGAGCAAGAGCGCUGCUGAUGUCAUCGCCCAGGCCAGGAAGAAGGGCACUGUGGUCUACGGAGAGCCAAUCACUGCGAGCCUGGGAACAGAUGGCUCUCACUACUGGAGCAAGAACUGGGCCAAGGCAGCGGCCUUCGUCACCUCCCCCCCCCUGAGCCCCGACCCCACCACACCAGACUAUCUCAACUCCCUGCUGUCCUGUGGUGACCUGCAGGUGACAGGAAGUGCGCACUGUCCCUUUAACACGGCCCAGCGUGCCGUGGGCAAAGAUGACUUCAGCUUGAUCCCUGAAGGCGUCAAUGGUACUGAGGAGAGGAUGUCUAUCAUCUGGGACAAGUGUGUGGUGACGGGUAAGAUGGACGAGAACCAGUUUGUGUCGGUGACCAGCACCAAUGCAGCCAAGAUCUUCAACAUGUACCCCCGCAAGGGCCGCAUCGCCGUGGGCUCAGACGCCGACCUGGUGCUGUGGGACCCCGACGUCACCAAGAUCAUCUCCGCCAAGAGCCACAACUCGACUGUGGAGUACAACAUCUUUGAGGGCACGGAGGUGCGCGGCGGGCCUCUGGUGGUGAUCAGCCAGGGGAAGAUCGUGUUGGAGGAAGGGAACCUCCACACCAUCGAGGGCUCGGGGCGCUUCGUGGCCCGCAAGCCUUUCCCCGACUACGUCUACAAGAGGAUAAAGGCUCGCAGCAGGCUUGCUGAGCUGAGGGGUGUACCCAGAGGUCUGUAUGAUGGCCCAGUCUGCGAGGUGUCCGUCACCCCCAAAACCAUGACCCCUGCCUCCUCCGCAAAGAACUCGCCGGCCAAGCAGCCCAACCAGCCCGUCCGUAACCUGCACCAGUCUGGGUUCAGCCUCUCCGGCGCUCAGAUGGACGACAACAUUCCUCGCCGGAACACCCAGCGCACCUUGGCCCCCCCUGGCGGCAGGGCCAACAUCACCAGCCUGGGUUAGGGGUCUGCCCUCGGCCACUUAGGAGGAAACAAAGACCGGAGGACGGGUCGGCCGACAGGAGCUGAGGGGUCGAGAAAAAUCACGACACCGGGAACCAAACCCUUCCCAGCACCGGUCCAUCCGUCAGCCUCCAUCUUUCCCCUCCUCCUUUACCACGUACCCUCCUCCCCCUCCCCAAAACCGGAUCCUAGAGGACACAGUUAGAAAAAAAAAGAAGAAAAAAAAUGUCUGCCUCAUAUGAUGAAAAAAUGAAAUACUCCUUAUUUGAGCACUUUUGACUGCAUUAUUUCGUUUUUUUAUACCGUACUUUUUUCCCUGCCAUUGUAUUCUUUUAAUGUUUUUUUUGUUGUUUUAUUAGGGGGUCAAGUGGGACUGAAUUAUGAGAAGAGGAACAUUUUCAUGCAGGAUGUCCAUUGUGUUUCUUUUCAUUUGGGGAGUAGUUUAAAUGGAGCAUUUGUACAAAACUAGAUUAUCUUUCCUUGAAUAGGCCAAGCUGGAUGAUUGAAAUAGUCUUACAGUUUAUUCAGGAGGCAAGAACAGAGUAUCUGUGAUUUGUACUGUGUUGCGUUUGAAUUGCUUCCCUUUCCAGUGCACCGCCAUCCAUCACACACUGCUGCGAUCCAUUUCCAAUUGAUUAUUAACCAUGAGGUCGGCCUUGAGGUUAAACAAAUCUUUUAUUUGGGUUAUAGACUCUGGCUGCACUGGCUCUCAUCUCAUGUUUCCCUUUUGCUAAGCUAAAUAAGUAAAAAACCAUAUUCCGUAUUUGGCAGCUGCCUUAGAGCUUGUGAGUGUUAGGAGAAGGAGCUUUUGCAGGUAGUAAAUAGAGCUUUAUGCCUCGUUUUUUUUAAGCGUUAGGCCAUUGUUAAGUGGGAGAAUUGUAGGAAAGAUUUAGGGAGGAAAGAGAAAGUUGUAUUCGCUGUCACUUCAAACCUUUCCUUGCCUUAUUGUCUCUUAAUGCCGUCCUAUUAGAUAACUCUUAGAGGUGCGGGAAAGGUGCCAUUCACUGCUACAAAUUCCCCAGUUUGUUUCCUGUAAUUAUAACGGUUUUGAUAGACAGCUGUCAGUCAGCCGUUAACUGUCCCAUCACCAACCAGUGCAUUUACAUACAGAAUGUUUCUCCUCCUCCAAAUGUGACUGUUUUAUACUCAUCCAAAUCCCUUUUUCUUUUCUACUCUUUAUGUGCCUGAACCCACAGAAGUUGUACUGAUAAUCCUGGUAAAAUAGCCAGGAUAAACCGAUUCAAGGGUGCCAGAGUUUGUGCUUUCAUAGGGCCUAUCCUACCGGUAGAGCCCCUGAAAAGUCGAAAAAUGCUCGAUAUCUUGAAAUGUUUUAGAGUUUUUAACUUGUUGUCAAACUGCUUUUUAGUGUCAUUCUGUAACUAGGUGCCUAAGGGCUGAGCACUAUUGAUUUAUGCUUGAAAGUAGACAUGAGCUAAUGUACUUUUGUGCAGUGUUAAUGUGUGAGGAAUGGGACACGCACAGCAGGCUCAUGUAAAGCACUGCUUACUGUUGUGGACUUGACGUUUUAUUUUUUACGUGAUCUGGUUUUCAUUAAGCCAAGCAACUGA